This is a messenger RNA of Leptonychotes weddellii (Weddell seal), 6362 nucleotides long. NCBI's taxonomy places the organism in Eukaryota, Metazoa, Chordata, Mammalia, Carnivora, Phocidae. The record is from RefSeq and is a predicted model, not a curated record.
UGGAGGCGGUAGCUUCUUCGGCGUCGAGACUGGAGGCUGAGUGCUAAACUGUGUGGGGCGCAAAUGGGAUCCGGCUGUUAGUCGCGUAGGCAUAGCUUUGUGUUAUUCUUGGAAAAUUUCGCACCACUUGUGAAUUCCUUGAACCUGGGCAUUGCAAACCCACUUCUGUUGGGCCCAUCUCCUUUGCACUUUGCUCAGAUUAAGACUCAGUUGGCGCUUCAGCAGCUGAAUGCCGUUGCCUCACAUAGUUCAACACCACCUUAUACUUUAUUAAAUCAGGCUUUCUUGAAAAUAGCCAUGUCGAGACCCAGGUUUAAUCCUCGAGGAAACUUUCCACUUCAGAGGCCACGAGCACCUAACCCUUCUGGGAUGAGGCCUCCAGGACCAUUUAUGAGGCCUGGAUCCAUGGGUCUUCCAAGAUUUUACCCAGCAGGGAGAGCCCGUGGAAUUCCACACAGAUUUGCUGGCCAUGAAUCUUAUCAGAACAUGGGACCACAGAGAAUGAAUGUUCAGGUAACUCAACACCGAACUGAUCCAAGAUUGACCAAAGAAAAAUUGGAUUUUCAUGAAGCACAACAAAAGAAGGGGAAGCCUCAUGGUAGCCGGUGGGAUGAUGAGCCUCAUAUAUCUGCAUCAGUGGGAGUGAAACAGAGUUCUAUAACACAGGUUACAGAGCAGAGUCCUCAAGUUCAGAGCCGCUAUACAAAAGAGAGUGCCUCAAGUAUCUUAGCAAGUUUUGGAUUAUCUAAUGAAGACUUAGAAGAACUCAGUCGCUAUCCUGAUGAACAGCUAACUCCUGAAAAUAUGCCAUUAAUUUUGAGGGAUAUAAGAAUGAGAAAAAUGGGGCGCCGAUUACCCAGUUUACCUUCUCAGAGCAGAAAUAAAGAAACACUUGGUAAUGAGGCAGUUUCGAGUAAUGUGAUUGAUUAUGGGCAUGCAAGCAAAUAUGGCUACACAGAAGAUCCACUUGAAGUACGUAUUUAUGAUCCUGAAAUUCCAACAGAUGAGGUCAAGAAUGAAUUUCGGUCGCAGCAGAGCAUGUCUGCAUCUGUUCCCACUCCAAAUGUGAUAUGUAAUUCUAUGUUUCCUGUUGAAGAUGUGUUUCGACAGAUGGACUUCCCCAGUGAGUCCUCUAAUAAUCAGUCCUUUUUUCCAGUUGAGAGUGGAACUAAGAUGUCAGGCUUACACAUUUCAGGAGGACAGUCAGUCCUUGAACCUGUAAAACCUGUCAGUCAGUCCAUUAGCCAAACAGUUAACCAGACAAUGAAUCAGUCUCUUAUUCCUCCAUCUAUGAACCAGCAACCUUUUUCAUCAGAAUUAAUUUCAGCUGUAAGCCAGCAAGAGCGGAUCCCACAUGAACCUGUGAUUAAUUCAUCUAAUGUACACGGAUCAGGAGGAAGUAAAAAGAAUUACCAGUCAGAAGCUGACAUUCCCAUUCAGUCGCCCUUUGGGAUUGUGAAAGCAUCAUGGUUACCAAAGUUUUCACAUGCUGAUGCCCAGAAGAUGAAGAGACUUCCAACUCCCUCUAUGAUGAAUGAUUAUUAUGCAGCGUCUCCAAGAAUAUUUCCACAUUUGUGUUCUCUGUGUAACGUAGAAUGUAGUCAUUUGAAGGAUUGGAUUCAGCAUCAAAAUACAUCUACUCAUAUUGAGAGUUGCCGCCAGUUACGUCAACAGUAUCCCGAUUGGAAUCCUGAGAUCCUCCCAUCAAGAAGAAAUGAAGGCAAUAGAAAAGAAAAUGAAACUCCAAGAAGACGUUCUCAUUCUCCCAGUCCUAGACGUUCUAGGAGAUCAAGCUCAAGUCAUAGAUUCCAUCGAUCUCGAAGCCCAGUACGCUAUAUAUACAGACCAAGAAGCCGAAGUCCAAAAAUUUGCCAUCGUUUCAUUUCUAGAUACAGAUCCAGAUCCCGUUCACCAUAUCGAAUGAGAAAUCCAUUUAGAGGUAGUCCAAAAUGCUUUCGCUCAGUUAGCCCUGAAAGGACAUCACGGAGAUCAGUGAGAUCAUCAGAUAGAAAAAAAGCAUUAGAAGAUGUAGUACAACGAUCUGGACUUGGGUCAGAAUUCAGUAAACAGAAACAUCUUGAAAUAGUUGAUAAAGGACACUCACCAGCACAAAAGCCUAAAACUGGCAGUGGAUCAAAGCCAUCAGUUAAAUCUACAAACCCUACAAAGGGUGAUGGAAAUUUGGGGGGACAUUCUGCUCGUUACAAAGCCAAGAAUAUUGAAGAUGACACCUUACCAGAAUGUAAACCAGUGGCUGAAAAAGCUGUUUCUAUCCAGCGUAAGCUUCGGAAAGACCAGUCUUCGCAUUAUGGUUCAGUUCUUCUUAUAUCUGAAUUACCAGAGGAUGGCUGUACUGAAGAAGAUAUUAGAAAAAUAUUUCAACCAUUUGGAAAAGUUAAUGAUGUCCUCGUUGUUCCUUAUAGAAAAGAAGCUUACUUGGAAAUGGAAUUUAGAGAGGCAGUUACUGCAGUCAUGAAGUACAUUGAAACAGCACCUCUUCUGAUAAAAGGGAAAAGUGUGAAAGUAUGUGUUCCAGGAAAGAAAAAAUCACAGAACAAAGAGAUGAAGAAAAAGACCGCAGAUUCAAAGAAAGCAUCUGCAGCUACUUUAAAAAAAGAUAUAGACGCUUCCAAAGCUGUUGAAACUGUGACUUCAGCUUCUGCCACCAAAACUGGACAAGCCAAGACAUCUGGAGCCAAAGUCAAUAAGUCUUCAGGGAAAUCAGCGGGUUCUGUAAAAUCUGUGGUAACAGUAGCUGCUAAAGGUAAUAAAGCUUCAGUCAAAACAGCAAAAUCUGGUGGAAAGAGGUCUCUAGAAGUCAAAAAGGCUUGCAUUGUCAAAAACAGAGACACCAGUAAACCUGUGGUUGUACCAGAAAACUCUGAAAUAAAGACCAGUAUGGAAGUCAAAGCCACUGAAAAUAGUGCUAAGGAAACUAUUUCAGUAGCUGCUGUGGAGGCCACAGAAAAAGAACCAGUUAACAAGGAAACAGAGGAAAUGUGUGUGGUACUUAUUUCUAAUUUGCCUAAUAAAGGAUAUUCUAUAGAAGAAGUUUACAACCUAGUAAAACCAUUUGGUGCUUUAAAGGAUAUUUUGAUUUUAUCAUCUCAUAAAAAGAUAUUUAUGGAAAUAAAUAGAAAAUCUGCAGACUCUAUGGUAAAAUUUUAUACCUGCUUCCCAAUAUCAAUGGAUGGAAAUCAACUCUCAAUAAGUAUGGUUCCUGAAAACAUGAAUAUAAAAGACGAGGAAGCUAUAUUUACAACCUUGAUUAAAGAAAAUGACCCAGAGGCAAAUAUAGAUAAAAUUUACAAUCGAUUUGUACAUCUUGAUAACUUACCAGAAGAUGGACUUCAGUGUGUGCUUUGUGUUGGACUUCAGUUUGGAAAAGUGGCUCACCACGUAUUCAUGAGUAAUAAAAACAAGGCAAUUCUUCAGUUAGAUAGUCCUGAAUCUGCUCAGUCAAUGUAUAGCUUUCUGAAACAAAAUCCACAGAAUAUAGGUGACCAUGUAUUGACCUGCACAUUAUCUCCAAAAAUGGACUCAUCAGAGGCUCAAGCUGACAAAGACCCAGAACUAGGAAAAGAAAGCCCUGACUUGAAAAACAGUCCAGUUGAUGAAAGUGAGGUGCAAACAGCAGCUGAUAGUCUCUCUCUUAAACCUAGUGAGGUUGAAGAAGAAACUGUUCCCAAAGUUGAAACAGAAACUUCUGUACAGCAGGAGGAACCUUAUGAGGAAGAACCUGAAAAAGUACUGUGUGACUCUGACUUUGCUAUUGAAACAUUGGAAGUUGAAACUCAAGGAGAAGAGGUCAAAGUGGAAAUUCCUCUUGUAGCAUCCACUCCAAUCAGUAUUGAAUUAUUCACUGAAAAUGUAGAGGAGUGUGUUUUAAAUCAGCAGGUGUAUACCAGUGACUUUGAGAAGGAAGAGGCAGAAAUUAUUAACCCUGAAACAGAAUUAUCAACAUCUGACACUCCAUUUAUAGAAGAAAGGAACAUCAAAGGAAUUCUAGAAGAAUCUCCAUCUGAAGCAGAAGAUUUCUUUUCUGGGAUUACACAGUCUAUGAUAGAAGCUGUAGCUGAAGUGGACAAACAUGAAACUGUUUCAGAAAUAGUACCAUCUACUUGUGUUGUGGCCCUGAUACCAGGAAUUUCCACUGGGGAUGAGAAGGCAGUGAGCAAAAAGGGAAUUUCUGGGAAAAGUAACAUGGAUGAAAAGGAGGAAAAUGAAUUUAAUAGUAAGGAAACCAGAAUGGAUCUGCAAAUAGGAACAGAGAAGGCUGAAAAGAAUGAUGCUAGGAUGGUUGCAGAGAAGUUGGAAAAGAUCAUGGCAGCAAUGAAAGAAAAGCCUGCAGAAAAUGCUGUGACCAAGGCAUACCCCAGUAAAGGAAUAGGUCAGGCCAAUAAGCCUGAUGAAACUGGUAAAACUAGUAUGUUGGCUGUAUCAAAUACAUCUAGCACUAAAUCAAGCAUCAAAGCUGGUAUGGUCUCUUCUCCAAAGGCAAAAGUGACAGCUUCAAAAUCCGAAAACCAGAAAAGUUUUCUGAAAUCUGUACUCAGAGAUCAAAUAAAUGCUGAAAAGAAACUUUCAGCCAAGGAAUCGGGUCUCCUUAAACCUACAAGUGCCAGGUCAGGCUUGGCUGAAAGCAAUAAAUUGAAACCCACUCAGAGCGGUGUUACCAGAGGAGGCAGUGGAAGGAUCUCAGCCCUGCAAGGCAAGGAUUCUGAACUGGAUUACAAUUUUAUUACAAAACAGUCUCAGGAAACAGAGGCUAGACCUUCGGUCAUGAAACGGCAUGACAGCAACAACAAGGCUUUGGCUGGGCAAAACACAAAGAAUCCUAAAAGCACCACAGGUAGAAGUUCCAAAUCUAAAGAGGAACCAUUAUUUCCAUUUAAUUUGGAUGAAUUUGUCACUGUGGAUGAGGUUAUAGAAGAAGUAAAUCCUUUUCAAACCAAGCAAAACCCACUAAAGGGAAAAAGAAAAGAAGCUCUCAAAAAUGCCCCUUCCUCUGAACUUAACUUAAAGAAGAAGAAGGGGAAAACUCCUGCCCCUCGUGUGGUUGAGGGGGAAUUAUCUUUUGUAACAUUGGAUGAGAUUGGGGAAGAGGAAGAUGGAGCUGUGCACCUAGCACAAGCUCUAGUCACUGUGGAUGAAGUAAUUGAUGAAGAAGAAAUAAAUAUGGAAGAAAUGGUAAAAAAUUCAAAUUCACUUCUUACUUUAGAUGAGUUAAUUGAUCAAGAUGAUUGCAUUUCCCACAGUGAACCUAAAGAUGUUACUGUACUGUCAGUGGCUGAAGAGCAAGAUCUCAAACAAGAACGCUUGGUAACUGUGGAUGAAAUUGGAGAAGUUGAGGAGCUACCUUUAAGUGAGUCGGCUGACUUAAGUUUUGCCACUUUAAAUACUAAAGGAGAUGAGGGAAAUACUGGAAGGGAUCCCAUUGGGUUCAUUUCUUCCCAGGUGCCUGAAGACCCUUCUACUUUAGUUACUGUAGAUGAAAUACAGGAUGACAGCAGUGAUCUGCAUUUAGUGACUUUGGAUGAAGUAACUGAAGAGGAUGAAGAUUCUCUGGCAGAUUUUAACAACCUUAAAGAAGAGCUUAAUUUUGUUACUGUUGAUGAAGUUGGAGAGGAGGAAGAUGGAGACAGUGAUUUAAAAGUUGAGUUAGCACAAAGCAAAAAUGACCGUCCCACAGAUAAAAGAGGGGAUAGAAAAAAGAGAGCUGUGGACACAAGGAAGAUGAAACUUGAAGCCUUUUCCCAAGUUGGUUCAAUAAGUGAGAAUGUUAUGGAAGAAGAUCUGAAAACCAUGAUUCAAAGACACUUAGCAGCUAAAACGCCAACCAAGAGAGUUAGAAUUGGGAAAACACCACCAUCGGAAAAAGCUGUUGCGACAGACCCAAUGAAAGGUGAAGAGGCCUUCCAAAUUAGUGAAGUUGAUGACGAAUCUGGAUUAAAGGAUUCAGAACCAGAACGAAAACGUAAGAAGAUUGAGGACUCUUCUUUAGGGAAAUCAGUGGUACCUGAUGUCCCUGAAGAUUUAGACUUUCUUGUACCGAAGGCUGGAUUCUUCUGUCCAAUUUGUUCCCUCUUCUACUCAGGUGAAAAAGCAAUGACAAAUCACUGCAAGAGUACACGUCAUAAGCAAAAUACAGAGAAGUUCAUGGCCAAGCAAAGAAAGGAAAAGGAGCAGAAUGAGGCUGAAGAAAGAAGUUUUAGGUGAUGGGGGGAAAGGGGAAAAGACUUCAUUAGAAAUUCGUUUAGGGUCCAUUUGAUUUGUGUAUUUUUGUUAUCACUUAAUUUGUAAUUUUUGUUUCAGAAGCAAAUAUUCAUGUUGUACAAAUUUCUGAUUGCCCUUGAUGUGGA